GUGGAGUAGGUCGCCAUGGGCAAGCACACUAAGAAGGUUCACAUCACUGGUAAGUACGGAACCCGUUAUGGUGCUUCCCUGAGGAAACAGAUCAAGAAGAUUGAAAUCACCCAGCAUGCCAAGUACACCUGCUCAUUCUGCGGAAAGGAUAGCGUGAAGAGACAAGCUGUCGGGAUCUGGAAGUGCGCGUCCUGCAAGAAGUGCAUCGCCGGCGGAGCCUACACUCUUAACACUCCUACUGCUGCUACCGUUCGCUCUGCCAUCCGUCGUUUGAGAGAGUUGGUCGAGGCAUAAGUUUUCCGUGUUAUGUCGAGGCAAUAAAGUGGAAAAAC
This is a messenger RNA of Guillardia theta CCMP2712, 332 nucleotides long. It is a transcript of the gene RPL37Ae, whose product is annotated as large subunit ribosomal protein L37Ae, cytoplasmic. The coding region runs from base 16 to 294 and encodes 92 amino acids. Gene Ontology annotation, cellular component: ribosome. Gene Ontology annotation, biological process: translation. The record is from RefSeq and is a predicted model, not a curated record. NCBI's taxonomy places the organism in Eukaryota, Cryptophyceae, Pyrenomonadales, Geminigeraceae. Gene Ontology annotation, molecular function: structural constituent of ribosome. The transcript is spliced from 4 exons.